Messenger RNA from Plasmodium reichenowi, 3075 nucleotides. RefSeq lists its product as hypothetical. The record is from RefSeq and is a predicted model, not a curated record. Bases 1 to 3075 code for a protein of 1024 amino acids. The transcript has a single exon. Lineage: Eukaryota; Apicomplexa; Aconoidasida; Haemosporida; Plasmodiidae.
AUGGAGAAAAAGAAGAAGAAAACCAAAAGCGAUGAAGUACAGAAAAAACUUGAAAAUGCCAUAUUGCUUAGUAAGAGCUACAGAACAUGUGAUGAUUAUAGAAAUGUGUGUGAUAAGAGUAGAAAUGUUAAUGAUAAAAUAAAUAGAAAGAAUUAUAGUUUAUUUAUUAGAAAAGAAAUAUUUGAUCAUGCGAUAAUAUAUACAACAAACAAAAUAGAUGAAAGUAAUUUAUUAAUAUAUUUAAAACAUUUUUAUGAACAUUUUAAGAAAGAAAAUGUAAAUAAAAAUAUAAGUAGAAAAUAUUUAAGUGAUGAAAUAUAUAUAACAUUAAAUGAUUGGAUUAGAUAUAACGAAUUAAUUAAAAAUCAAGAAAAUAGUUUACAUGCUAAUAUAUUUACUAUAAAUAUAUGUAAAUCUUUAUGGAUAUUAUUAAGUAUAACUGUACAGAGUGUGCGAAAAAAAAAUAAUUUGAAAAAACAAAAAACCAUAUUUAAUACUCCUUUCGAAGAUUUACAUAUACAUAAAUAUAAUCAUAAUCAUAAGAAAAAAAAAAAUGAAAAUGAUAAUGAAAUGGAUAAAACGGACACAUAUCUUAGGGAGAAAAAAAAUAAAAAGGAAUAUAUGAAAGAAAAAAAAAAUAGUCCUCAAAAUAAUUAUGAACAUAACAUCAAAGGAAAUGAUGACAUAAAAAGAAAUGACGACAUCAAAGGAAAUGAUGACAUAAAAAGAAAUGAUAACAUCAAAGGAAAUUAUGACAUCAAAAGAUAUGACGACAUAAAAAGAAAUGACGACAUCAAAAGAUAUGACGACAUAAAAAGAAAUGAUAACGUGAAUAAUAUUGAUAACAAUCAGUUCCAUGUUUGGGGUGACGAUUGGUUAAAUGAGGAGAUUUGUAUAGAGCUCGUUAUUUUUUUCAUAAUUUUACAAUUUUUAAAAAAUGAUAAUACAAAAAAGAUGUAUGACAAAAGUUUGAGUGAGGACCAUUGGCCUAAUAUAAAGGAAAGUAAACCUGGUGCAUUUUAUGUUAACAGUGUGGAUAAUAUCAAAAAAAUGGAUAAUAUAAAAAAAAUGGAUAAUACCAAAAAAAUGGAUAAUACCAAAAAAAUGGAUAAUACGAACAAAUUGGAUAGUAUAAACCGGUUGGAUAAUAUCCACUGUGGUAAUAAAAACAAUUUAAAUUGCUCUUUUAUUAAUAAAGGUAACGUAUGUGAUUUAUUUGUAUUAAAUGGUAAUAACUACAAAGAGUUUUUAAGAAGAUAUUUAAUUUGUUUUUUUUGUUGUACUGAUUUGAAUAAUUGUGUAAGUUUGGUAAAUAUGCCUUUAUAUUUCAAACGUUAUCAUUUUUUACUUUUAGAUUUUAUUAUAGAAACAAAUAAUGAAAAGAAUGUUCAUGAGAUGUACUUAUUAUAUAAUGAUCAUAAAAUAUUGUAUAAAAGUAAGCACAUUUUAGAUUGGUUACUUGAGAAUAUUUGUUGUAAUGAUUUAAUAGAUUCUAUACAUGAGAAUGAUAUAAAAAGAAAUGUUAAUGAAAAAUUAGGAGGAAGAGAAGCUUGCUCAUUAUAUUAUGUUGAUGUUGAAGAAAAGGAUAGAAAGAGAAUAAAUACUAUUUGUAGUGUUGAAGAAAUAAAUAAUGAUAUAUAUGAAAUUAAAAAUAUAUAUGGACAAAAUAUUUAUAUGAAUGAUGAUAAAAAUAUUGUAAAUAUAAUUAAUUGUAAAGAAUGUAAUAUAUUUUUUUUUUGUAGUAUAGAAUAUUUAAAAAUAAAUUUUUGUAAAGAUUGUUAUAUUAUUUGUUUAUCUGUAGAAAUGAUAACAACAUUAUUUAAUUGUAUUAAUAUAGAUAUACAUUUAGUAACUAGAAAUUUAAAAGUAGAAAAUGUUAUAGAUACAAAUAUAUAUGUAUAUACAGAAACAAAUAUUAUCAUAUUUGGUGAUACAAGAAAUAUACAACUAGCUCCUUAUAAUAUAUUAAACACAAAACAAAAAGAAUGUUUAGAUAAAUCUAAAAUCAUUUUUACUGAGAAAAAUUGUGAUUUAUUUGCUUUUCCGUUAAAAUGUAAAAUGCAUUUAUUAAAUAAUUCUUUUAAUAAUUUAAUAAAUACAAUGAAAACACCUACUUAUUUUUCUGUAUUACCAAUGGGUGUGGACAAAAAUAAAGUGAAUAUAAAAAAGGAGGAUAUAACAUUACAAAAUGAUGAUCACAAUGAUAAUAAUGAUGAUGAUAAUAAUAAUGAUGAUCACAAUGAUGAUCAUGAUGAUGAUAAUAUUAAUAAUAAUGAUAAUAUUAAUAAUAAUGAUAAUAUGAAUAAUAAUGAUAAUAUUAAUAAUUUCCACCAUCAUUAUAAUAAUAGUAAUAUUAUGAAGGAAAAAGAAAAACGUCAGAAUACACAAAAUGAUAAUAACCAGAAUAAAUGUAUAUCUUUUAAUAGUAACAGUGAUGUAAAAGAGAAUGAUAUAUUAAGAGAUCAUAAAAAAAACGAACCAUUAUACCUGGGAAAUAAAUGUAUGGAAAAUACAAAUAAUUUGUCUUGCUCUUAUACAGAUUAUGUGUAUUAUCUUUUAAAUCCUUCUAAUUUUUUUUUAAUUGAGUUCCCCAACAAUUUUACAUCCAAUACUAAGAACGAUAGAAAAGAUGAUACAGAAUAUAACAUGGAUAAUAUAUAUAAUAAGUUGAGUAUACCAAUAAAUAAUGUAAACAAUAUGCAGGAUAAUAUUAAUAAAUAUAUAUCUAAAGAAGAAAAGAGUAUAUAUGGAUGUAGUUUUCAAAAUAUAUGUUUACAACCUCAUAUGAGUAAUUAUAUAAAUAAUACUGUACAAGAUAAUUCGAAAUAUAAUCUAGAUAAUAAAUAUGUUUGUCUAUAUUUACCAGAGGUAUAUAAAAACGCGAUAGAAACACAAGAUGAGCAUAUUAUAAACUUUUUAAAUUUUAUGAAUAGUAUAAAUCUUACAAAAAUACAAAAACAAAAAAUUAUGAAAAUAUUAAUGUUUAAGUUGUAUGAGUAUAUCAAAAAGUCUAAGAAGACAUAUAGGAUGUUAAAUAAUUUGGUACAGAGGGAGCACGAAGGAAGUAUGUUAUAA